Messenger RNA from Cetraspora pellucida, 951 nucleotides. The record is from the annotation of a GenBank genome assembly. Lineage: Eukaryota; Fungi; Glomeromycota; Glomeromycetes; Diversisporales; Gigasporaceae.
AUGCCAAAUAACAGUCUUACGGUUGAGGAUCCUGAAGCCCAACGGCUUAUAAACCUUUCAUAUGUUGCAAACACUGAAAAAAAUACUUCGAAGUGGUUGCGUCAUGUUGAUCAGUACAGGGAGGAGAAAAAUAUUACAAAGAUGUUAGACCAGUUUGAUAACAAAGAAGAGCUUGAUGUGUUUCUGUGUUCAUUUAUUAGCUGGCUUACAAAGAAAGAUGGUACGCCAUUUAAAGUUGAGUCAAUUCAUAAUUGCUAUGCCGCAUUGGCAAGAUAUCUUCGUGAAAAUUCUGCUGUUGAAGGUGGUAUUCGAAUCUGGGAUAAGUAUUCGUUUCCAAGAGCUCUUAGAUGCUUGGAUAGUAAAAUGAAAUCUUUGCAGAAUAACAGUUAUGGUGAUACAUCAAAAAGUGAUUUGUUAACAUCAAAUGAGAUCAUAUCAUGUCUAAAUCACAAUUACUUGUCAGUUAAUGAUAAUAAAGAAAUUAAAAAUGACAUUUGGUAUAAGGCUUCUCGGAUGGGUGAAAACAAGCUGAAGUCAAUGAUGCAACAAAUAGUAAUCAAUAUAGGAAUUGAUCUUGAAGGAAGAAAAAUCACGAAUCAUAGUUGUCGACGUACUGCAAUAAUGAUAUUGAAGGCUUUUGAUGUUCCUGAGGAUGAAGUUAUGAUAUUUUCAGGACAUCGCUCAUGUAAAGAUAUUCAUGCUUAUAGCAGUCCAACAGAUGACCAACGAUUAUUAUCCAUGGCAUUACUAAUUCUAUAUACAAGUUACAAUAAAGAUCUUGAAUCAUAUUAUUCUUUUCCGAGAAAUUCUUAUAUUGAUUACAAUUCUGAUGAAAAUGAUAAAAUGGAAACUUCAAGUACAUUGGAUUUGAGUCAAGAAGUUUCAAACAUCUCAAAAUUACCACCACAGCAAGACAUUUUAAAUACAAUUUCAAAAACAACACAAAAUUGA